Messenger RNA from Yarrowia lipolytica CLIB122, 1140 nucleotides. RefSeq lists its product as uncharacterized. NCBI's taxonomy places the organism in Eukaryota, Fungi, Ascomycota, Dipodascomycetes, Dipodascales. The record is from RefSeq and is a predicted model, not a curated record. Gene Ontology annotation, molecular function: 2-oxoglutarate-dependent dioxygenase activity. Gene Ontology annotation, cellular component: cytoplasm.
AUGCCUUCUACUGAUCCCACUGCCAACGCCUCCCGCCGAGAACCUAUCAAGUCUUCUGGUUCUCUCAACCAGUUCAAGUCGUUUACGGUGACUCCCAAGAUUGGCACCGAGUUCCCUGAGCUGCAGUUGACCUCGAUUCUGGAAGACGAUACUUUGAUCCGAGACCUGGCUGUCGAGGUGUCUCGAAGAGGAGUUGUCUUCUUUCGAAACCAAGAUAUCACUGACGACCAGCAGCAGUUUUUGGGUCAGCGGUUUGGCGAGCUGACCGGUAAGCCUGCCGAGUCCACUCUCCAUGUCCAUCCUGCCAAGGAUCUCUCCAGACCCGCCGGCAAGGAGAUUCUAGAGAUUCUUCCCGAGGGAAAGUCUGCCAAAGAACUGGUCACCAGAUUUGAUGCAGAGGACGCAGUUGUUCCCACAGUUCGAGCUUCCCGUGGCUGGCACACGGACAUUACAUUUGAGCCUGUUCCGUCCGACUACGCCAUUCUCAAGCUUCUGACCAUCCCCGAGAACGGAGGAGGAGACACUCUGUGGGCCAGUGGGUACGAGGCGUACGAGCAGCUGUCUCCUCACUACAAGGAGCUUCUGGAGAAACUAACAGCUCUUCACUCGGGUCAAUUCUUCCACCAGGUGGUCAACAAGCGAGGAGAUGAAGUCUACGACCAGCCUAGAGGCAACCCAGCCAAUGUAGGCAACAAGCUCUUCACCACCCACCCUGUGAUUCGAACCAACCCCGUCACCGGCUGGAAGUCCCUGUUUGUCAAUCCCGGCUUCACCAAGAAGAUAAUUGGACUCACUCCCGAUGAGAGCGCCUCCCUGCUUGACUUGUUGUUCCGAAACCUGAGCCAGGGCCAUGAUGCUCAUGUGCGAUUCAAGUGGAACGAGAACGACGUGGCUAUCUGGGACAACCGGUCGACUUUCCACUCGGCCACUUUUGAUUUCGAUACCGGCGACCGGCUGGGCCACCGAGUCUUGUCUAUCGGAGAAAAGCCGUACUUGGAUGUCAACAGUACGGGCUACAAGGAGGCUCUGGAGGCUGAAAAGCUGGAGGAGACCAAGCAAAAGCUGGAGAAUCUGAGCGCGACAGAGAAGAAGGAAAAGGUCGACGAGUUGCCUGUCCAGCCUCCAAAGGUGGCUGUUUAA